AUGAACAACAAAACUGUCAUCUCCCAGUUUGUCCUCUGGGGACUGCCCAUUGCCCCAGAGCAGAAUAACAUGUUCUAUGCCCUGUUCCUGGCCAUGUACCUCACCACUGUCCUGGGGAACCUCAUCAUCAUCAUCAUCAUUUACCUGGACUCCCAUCUCCACACGCCCAUGUACUUCUUUCUCAGCAACUUGUCCUUCACUGACCUCUGCUUUUCUUCUGUCACAAUGCCCAAGUUGCUGCAGAACAUGCAAAGCCAGGACCCUUCCAUUUCCUAUGUGAGUUGUCUGACACAAAUAUACUUCUUUAUGGUUUUUGGAGACAUGGAAAUCUUCCUUCUUGUGGUCAUGGCCUAUGACCGCUAUGUGGCCAUCUGCUUCCCCCUUCAUUACACCAGCAUCAUGAGCCCCAAGCUCUGUGCUUCACUCGUGCUGCUAUUGUGGAUGCUGACCAUACUGCAUGCCAUGAUGCACACCCUGCUUGCAGCUAGAUUGUCUUUUUGUGAGAACAAUGUGAUCCUAAACUUUUUCUGUGAUCUCUUUGCUUUCAUAAAGCUGGCCUGUUCUGACACUUAUGUUAAUGAGUUGAUGGUUUUUGUUGUGAUUGGUCUCCUUGUUAUAAUUCCAUUCCUACUUAUUGUUAUGUCCUAUGCAAAGAUUGUCUCAUCCAUUCUCAGAAUUUCAUCUACUCAAGUCAUCUACAAGGUCUCCUCCACCUGUGGCUCACAUCUGUCAGCAGUGUCUCUGUUCUAUGGGGCAAUAAUUGGACUCUACUUAUGCCCAUCAGAUAAUGAUUCUACUGUGCAGGAAACUGUCAUGGCCAUGAUGUAUGCAGUGGUGACUCCCAUGCUGAACCCCUUCAUCUACAGCCUGAGGAACAGAGAUAUAAAACAGGCCCUGAUAAGUGUUAUCUGCAGUAAGAAAAUGUCUUUGUUAUGGUAG
This is a messenger RNA of Acomys russatus (golden spiny mouse), 939 nucleotides long. Its product is annotated as olfactory receptor 1496-like. Gene Ontology annotation, biological process: G protein-coupled receptor signaling pathway. The transcript has a single exon. Gene Ontology annotation, cellular component: membrane. The record is from RefSeq and is a predicted model, not a curated record. Gene Ontology annotation, molecular function: olfactory receptor activity; G protein-coupled receptor activity. The coding region runs from base 1 to 939 and encodes 312 amino acids. NCBI's taxonomy places the organism in Eukaryota, Metazoa, Chordata, Mammalia, Rodentia, Muridae.